GGAAUAUCAAACAGAUGAUUAAAUUAACACAAGAACAUAUAGAGGCACUGCUAGACAAAUUUGGAGGAGAGCAUAACCCACCAUCGAUAUAUUUAGAGGCCUAUGAAGAGUACACCAGCAAACUAGAUGCUCUACAGCAGAGAGAACAGCAGUUAUUGGAAUCCAUGGGGAAUGGAACUGAUUUCUCUGUCUCCAGUUCAGCUUCAACAGACACAGUUGCAUCAUCUUCCUCCUCUAGCCUCUCUGUAGCACCUUCAUCCCUUUCGGUUUAUCAAAACCCUGCUGAUAUGUCACGGAAUAACCCCAAGUCUCCACAGAAGCCUAUUGUUAGAGUCUUCCUGCCCAACAAGCAAAGGACUGUGGUUCCAGCAAGAUGUGGGGUGACAGUCCGAGACAGCCUAAAGAAAGCGCUGAUGAUGAGAGGUCUUAUUCCAGAAUGCUGUGCUGUUUACAGAAUACAAGAUGGAGAGAAGAAGCCAAUUGGCUGGGACACGGACAUUUCCUGGCUCACGGGAGAGGAGUUGCAUGUGGAAGUCUUGGAGAAUGUGCCACUCACAACACACAAUUUUGUACGAAAAACAUUCUUCACGUUAGCAUUCUGCGACUUUUGUCGAAAGCUGCUUUUCCAGGGAUUCCGGUGCCAGACAUGUGGCUACAAAUUUCACCAGCGCUGUAGUACAGAAGUACCACUGAUGUGUGUUAAUUAUGACCAACUUGAUUUGCUGUUUGUCUCCAAGUUCUUUGAACAUCACCCCAGACCGCAGGAGGAGGCCUCCUUCUCCUUAGGAGAGACCACCCCAGCAUCUGGAUCGUACCCCUCAGUGCCCCCUUCAGAUUCUGUUGGACCACCAAUUCUCCCUAGUCCUUCUCCUUCAAAAUCCAUUCCAAUCCCACAGCCCCUCCGACCAGCAGAUGAAGACCAUCGGAAUCAAUUUGGGCAACGCGACCGAUCCUCUUCAGCUCCCAAUGUUCACAUCAAUACAAUCGAGCCAGUCAAUAUAGAGGACUUGAUUAGAGACCAGGGUUUACGAGGAGAGGGAGGUUCAACUGCAGGUUUGUCUGCAACACCUCCUGCCUCUUUGCCUGGGUCACUCACCAAUGUGAAAGCGUUACAGAAAUCACCAGGACCCCAACGGGAAAGGAAAUCAUCCUCAUCCUCAGAAGACAGAAAUAGAAUGAAAACCCUUGGUCGGCGGGAUUCAAGUGAUGAUUGGGAGAUACCAGAUGGACAGAUCACAGUUGGACAAAGGAUAGGAUCUGGAUCAUUUGGAACAGUCUACAAAGGAAAGUGGCAUGGUGAUGUGGCAGUGAAAAUGUUGAAUGUUACGGCACCCACACCUCAACAGUUACAGGCUUUUAAAAAUGAAGUAGGAGUGCUCAGGAAAACACGACAUGUGAAUAUCCUGCUUUUCAUGGGUUAUUCAACAAAACCCCAGUUGGCUAUUGUUACACAAUGGUGUGAGGGGUCCAGCUUAUAUCACCAUCUACACAUCAUUGAGACCAAAUUUGAAAUGAUCAAGCUAAUUGAUAUUGCACGACAGACUGCACAAGGCAUGGAUUAUUUGCAUGCCAAGUCAAUCAUCCACAGAGACCUCAAGAGUAAUAAUAUUUUUCUUCAUGAAGACCUCACAGUAAAAAUAGGUGAUUUUGGUCUAGCUACAGUGAAAUCACGAUGGAGCGGAUCCCAUCAGUUUGAACAGUUGUCUGGAUCUAUUCUAUGGAUGGCACCGGAAGUUAUUAGGAUGCAAGAUAAAAACCCAUAUAGUUUUCAGUCAGAUGUGUAUGCGUUUGGGAUUGUUCUUUAUGAAUUGAUGACUGGACAGUUACCAUACUCAAACAUCAACAACAGGGACCAGAUAAUUUUUAUGGUGGGAAGAGGAUACCUAUCUCCAGACCUCAGCAAAGUACGGAGCAACUGUCCAAAAGCUAUGAAGAGACUAAUGGCAGAAUGCUUAAAAAAGAAAAGAGACGAGAGACCCCUUUUUCCACAGAUUCUUGCCUCCAUUGAGCUUCUGGCCCGGUCAUUGCCAAAAAUUCACCGCAGUGCAUCUGAGCCCUCAUUAAACCGGGCUGGCUUCCAGACAGAGGAUUUUAGUCUAUAUGCUUGUGCUUCUCCAAAAACACCCAUCCAAGCAGGGGGAUACGGAGAAUUUGCAGCGUUCAAGUAGCCACAGCACCAUGGCAGCACCCACUCUGUUAUUUAAGUCUUGUGUUCCUACAGUUUCUUAACAUCAAAAACUCUGUUCUGCUCCACAAAACCUAAAGUAAUUUAGAAAAGAUAUCCAUAAGCUUAAAAGUGGAGCAGAAUGGAACUGCCAGUCCAACACAAUGGGAAAAAGUACCUUUUUGGGAACCAGAAUCCUCUGCUGCCAGUGUUUCUCCUUCAACACAAACCACCGCGUGCAUUCGGAGACCCGCAGUGGCUGCCUGUGCCGUUGGCAUCAUUCCCAGGAGAGAGGAGAGGGCGCUCGUGGUUUGACUGUGGUGCUCGGGCAUGAGGGGAUGGAACUGCUGCUGCAACUUAGGAGACUUGCUUUGGAUGGUCUGCCGGUCGGCUUUCUCCCUCUAACAACGUACCAUCAGAGGCUGAAAACCUGAUGAGUACUAAUUUAAAAGAAUCAUCCUCCGUUCUGAUCUUUUUUUUUUUUCCUGGUGUACUCACUGAUUUAUGGACAAUGCAGUAUCCCCUUUUCACUGUAUUACAAUGUCAAACACUUAAAUCUGUCUAUAUUAUUGGGUUUUAUUCCAGCAAAAUGAAAAAUGUGGGGUGAUGGGAGCUGGAGAAGAUGUUACUCUAAAGGCGAAGAGGUUAAUCUGAAGCAAAAGGGGAUGCUGCUGCACCUUUUUUCAGAUUUACUUUAUCACUUCUUCAAAAAACAAACAAAAACCACCAACCUUAACCUUUUUCCUUUUCCAGCAUUUUCUUGGUGUGUGCAUAGACAACAUCUUUUAGAAGGAUUAGGUAGAUCCUUCUUUUGUUGGUCCAGCAACAAACUGAAGUUUA
This is a messenger RNA of Aptenodytes forsteri (emperor penguin), 3004 nucleotides long. It is a transcript of the gene BRAF, whose product is annotated as B-Raf proto-oncogene, serine/threonine kinase. NCBI's taxonomy places the organism in Eukaryota, Metazoa, Chordata, Aves, Sphenisciformes, Spheniscidae. Gene Ontology annotation, cellular component: cytosol; mitochondrion; plasma membrane. Bases 15 to 2168 code for a protein of 717 amino acids. The record is from RefSeq and is a predicted model, not a curated record. Gene Ontology annotation, biological process: protein phosphorylation; signal transduction. The transcript is spliced from 18 exons. Gene Ontology annotation, molecular function: ATP binding; protein kinase activity.